AUGGCUUUCAGGCAGUCGGAGGACGAUGCACAAGAAGGUGCAACGCCGGUGACAAUGCAUCACGCCAACGUAGCCAAGAUCAUCCUUCGCUGCCCCUGGAGAUCAGGUGGCCACCGUUCCGGCUCCGCCAUUACGCUGGCUUCUGGGUGCCAGAGGUUCCAGCCGAGACCCACCGACGUGUUCCUUGUAAGCUACCCCAAGUCUGGAACCACUUGGCUUAAGGCCCUAGCCUUCGCAACGCUGAAGCGUUCCACACAUCCGCCGUGCGACGACGACCAUCCGCUGCGCCAUUGCGGCCCUCAUGACUGCGUCAAGUUCCUCGAAAUUGGUAUGAACACAGGGAAUGAGUUUGAUGCGCUUCCUCCCCCCGUGUGCUGGCUACGCACCUUCCCUACUCCCUGCUACCCAACAGCAUCACAGGUAUACGAGGAGAUGCUCCUUGCGCCGGAGAGUCACGUCAAGAAGCUAGCAAGGUUCAUGGGCUGUGAAUUUUCCAAGGAGGAGGAGGAGGGCAGGGUUGUGAGCGCCAUCGUGGAGCUGUGUAGCCUGGCCAAGCUGAGGGACAUGGAGGUGAACAGAAAUGGAAGCACUAGGAUGGGGAUCAAGAACGAAAGCUUCUUCAGGAUGGGAGUUGCUGGGGACUGGAGCAAUCACAUGACGCCGGAGAUGGCGCAGAGGCUAGACAAGAUUGUCGAGGAUGCAUUGCAAGGGACUGGAUUCACCUUUGCGAGCACAGCAUGA
Molecule: messenger RNA, 741 nt
Organism: Miscanthus lutarioriparius
Lineage: Eukaryota; Viridiplantae; Streptophyta; Magnoliopsida; Poales; Poaceae
Source: the annotation of a GenBank genome assembly